Messenger RNA from Chenopodium quinoa (quinoa), 1729 nucleotides. RefSeq names its product tyrosine aminotransferase-like. The transcript is spliced from 7 exons. Gene Ontology annotation, molecular function: transaminase activity; pyridoxal phosphate binding. Lineage: Eukaryota; Viridiplantae; Streptophyta; Magnoliopsida; Caryophyllales; Amaranthaceae. Gene Ontology annotation, biological process: amino acid metabolic process; biosynthetic process. Bases 235 to 1512 code for a protein of 425 amino acids. The record is from RefSeq and is a predicted model, not a curated record.
UAAGUCAUACAAUUAAAAAGAUCAAAAGUAGUAGUACGGACUAUAGAAUACGAAGUAUAUUUUAUUCAAGUGGACACGAUAGUUGUUUGUUUGUACUAAUAAUUUGAUAAGAAAACACGGCACAUUACCUACUUCGUUUGAAAUGGACAUAGAAAUGUAGAAUAUAGAUAAAUUCCUUAGAUCCGUUUACACAAGAAAAAUUUCAAUAAUCUAGAAAGACUGAAAGAGCUCAAGAUGGAAAACAAUGGUAGAAUGUUGUGGAGAUAUAACAAGGAGGAGAAACACGAAGAAAUAGAUUCAGGAGAUAAGAAGAAACCAUUGACCGUGAGAACAGCUUUAGGAUUGUUAUUGGAAAACAUUGACCCCAAUGAUGAGCGAACACUCGUUCCGAUGGGUCACGGUGAUCCCUCCCCAUUUCAAUGCUUUCGUACUGCCGCCACUGCCGAGGAUGCUGUUGUUGCUACUCUCCGUUCCGCCACCUCUAAUUGUUACGCCACCACCUACGGCCUCCCACCGGCUAGAAAGGCAGUAGCAGACUACAUUUCGAAGGAUCUUCCUUACAAACUAUCAGCAGAUGACAUUCACCUAACCGCUGGUUGCAAACAGGCAAUUCAGCUGGCAAUAACUUCUCUUGCUACUCCUGGUUCAAACAUCCUACUACCCAAGCCAACUUUCGCUAUGUAUGAUGCAGCAGCUGCAUAUACAGGCCUUAAAGUCCAGCAAUAUGAUCUUCUUCCAGAAAGAGGAUGGGAAGUUGACAUUGACUCAGUUGAAGCUCUAGCGGAUAGCAAUACUGUUGCCAUUGUGGUGAUUAAUCCUGGAAAUCCUAGUGGAAGUGUCUACACUCGCCAACAUUUACAGAAGGUAGCAGAAACUGCAAGAAAGCUUGGGUUACUUGUGAUUGCUGACGAAGUGUAUGAACACAUCACUUUUGGUACCAAUCCCUUUGUUCGAAUGGGAGAAUUUGCGUCCAUUGUGCCUAUGCUUACAGUGGGAUCUCUCUCUAAGAGGUGGCUUGUUCCUGGCUGGAGACUUGGCUGGCUUGUCACAACUGAUCCAACCGGCUUCCUACAAAAAUCUCAGUUUAUAAAGCGCGUUAGAGACUUUAUCAGCAUAAGUCCUGAACCUGCCACAUUCAUUCAGGCCGCAGUUCCUCAAAUCCUUCAAAAUACAAAACAAGAGUUCUUUUCAAAAUGUAUUGAUGUGCUUCGACUAGAUGCAGAUAUUAUCUAUGAAAAGCUCAAGGAGAUCCCUUGCAUUACAUGUCCGAGUAAGCCGGAAGGAUCCAUGUUCAUAAUGGUCAAGUUAAAUGUGUUUAUGCUUGAUGGCAUACUAGAUGAUGCUGAUUUUUGCUUAAAGCUUGCUAAACAGGAGAAAGUGAUCCUUUUACCUGGUUCUACUGUUGGAAUGGAAAAUUGGCUUCGUAUAACUUGUGCACUUGAUCCAUCGGUUCUUGAAGAAGGUCUUGAUAGAAUAAAAGCAUUUUGUCAAAGGAAUGCAAAGGCACACUAAGAUAGGGGCAUCUAACCAACAAGGGUUGGCUCAAGUGGCUUGGUGAGAAGCUUGAUGUCGCUUAAUGAAGAUCUCGGGUUCAAGUAUCACUUGUUCAGAUACAUCAUUUACAAAUUUAUUUUUACGACUAGAAUAAUAUAUGGGAAAAAAUUGAUAAAAAUAAUCCCAACUUUUACUCGUUCGCUUAAAAUAAUCCCAAAUUUGGAUUUUUUUUGAA